This is a messenger RNA of Neolamprologus brichardi, 3187 nucleotides long. It is a transcript of the gene lctlb, whose product is annotated as lactase-like b. Gene Ontology annotation, biological process: carbohydrate metabolic process. The record is from RefSeq and is a predicted model, not a curated record. NCBI's taxonomy places the organism in Eukaryota, Metazoa, Chordata, Actinopteri, Cichliformes, Cichlidae. Gene Ontology annotation, molecular function: hydrolase activity, hydrolyzing O-glycosyl compounds.
AGGAUAAUAUUUUUGUUUAAAGAAAAGUGGGGUGGGGGCAGCAGAGAUGUGAACACAGGCAGAAGUGUAUAGAAUUAGUAUGCAGGCACAUUACAUUUUUAGGCUGUAUUUAUGCUUUGCCAUAUUUCUGUUUUCAAUUUUUCAUGCUUACAGUGCAGUAUCUUCUGUUUUGCUAUGAUGCUCUUGAACACCUGGAAAUGAUUUGCAAAGAUAACUGGGUUUACUUUUGAGUUAAAUUUGCAAACAAAAGAAAUAGCAGGAAUUGUAAGGUCCUCUUACAUUUGCCUGUUUGUGAGGAAAAGUUCAUCCAUUGUUGUGUGAUUGUGCACUGUAAAUAUAUCAACCUCUCCAACAUUAGCUUUGCUUACAGAGGUGAAACCGUAGUUUGAAUGGGAUCUGUCUGCCUCAGCAAGAUGAGCUCACAGACCAUUGAGUCUGAAAAGCUCCAUUUGGCUUUGCAUUAUGGACGUGGGACCCCCCACAGUCCAGCACAUUGGAUGCUUCCAGACAACUUGGUGGUAGUGAGCGACUGAAGCAGAGUGAGACACGAACUGUGCUGCAGGCUCAAAAGUACCAUGCUGCCCCGCUGUGCAGUCGGUGUGUGCCAUGUGCUUAUGUUGGUGCUGUGUGUGUCUGCGGCUGAGGACUUCGACUGGACAAAGAACCACCACGGCUCCUUCUAUUAUGGCACUUUUCCAGCUGGAUUUUCGUGGGGUGCCGGAGGUUCAGCCUAUCAAACAGAAGGAGCCUGGGACAAAGAUGGAAAAGGACUGAGCAUCUGGGACGUGUUCAGUCAUAAGAAAGGCAAGAUCCAACAAAAUGACACUGGGGAUUUCUCCUGUGAAGGCUACUACAAAGUCAAGGAUGAUAUUUCUCUGAUGAAGGAGCUGAGGCUUAACCACUAUCGUUUCUCCAUCUCAUGGCCUCGACUGCUUCCCACUGGCAUAAAAUCUGACCAUGUAAAUGAAAAGGGAAUACAGUACUACGAUCACCUGAUCAACCACCUACUGGAGAACAAAAUCACUCCGAUUGUUACUUUGUAUCACUGGGAUCUUCCACAGGUCUUGCAAGAGAAAUAUGGUGGAUGGCAAAAUAUAAGCAUGGUCAAUUAUUUCAAUGAAUUUGCUAACCUGUGCUUUGAGAAAUUUGGCGACCGAGUCAAGUACUGGAUCACUUUCAACAAUCCAUGGUCUGUAGCUGUUGAAGGUUAUGAGACGGGGGAACACGCUCCUGGACUGAGGCUGAGGGGAACGGGAGCAUACAGAGCUGCACAUCAUAUCAUUAAGGCACAUGCUAAAGUUUGGCACACGUAUGACACACAGUGGAGGGGGAAGCAAAAAGGUCUGGUUGGCAUCUCUCUGUCGGGGGAAUGGGGAGAACCGGUGGAUAUCAGCAACCAGAAAGACAUUGAAGCAGCUGAGAGAUAUGUCCAGUUCCACCUGGGAUGGUUUGCCACACCGAUUUUUCAUGGCGACUACCCUCAAGUGAUGAAAGACUUCAUAGGGAGAAAGAGUGUCCAGCAGGGCCUCGGGGCGUCUCGACUGCCCACAUUUUCCCCUCAAGAGAAGAGCUACAUAAAGGGGACCUGUGACUUCCUUGGCAUUGGUCAUUUCACCACCCGCUACAUCACCCAAAAAAACAACCCAUCGGGCCGUAGCAGCAGCAACUACUUUAGUGACCGUGACCUGGCUGAGCUGGUUGACCCAAGAUGGCCUGACCCUGGUUCAGAGUGGCUCUAUGCCGUGCCCUGGGGUUUUAGACGUCUGCUCAAUUUUGUCAAGACUCAGUAUGGGAACCCAAUGAUUUAUGUGACUGCAAAUGGAGUCUCUGAGAGGAUGUUAUGCACAGAGCUUUGUGAUGAAUGGAGGAUAGUGUACUAUAAAGACUACAUCAAUGAGAUGCUUAAAGCUAUCAAAGACGGAGUCAAUGUGAAGGGCUACACUGCAUGGUCGCUGCUGGACAAAUUUGAGUGGGAUGAAGGUUUCUCUGAGAGAUUUGGCUUGUACUAUGUGGACUUCAGGAACAAAAACAAGCCUCGCUAUCCCAAAGCUUCUGUUCAGUUUUACAAACGCAUUAUCAGCUCCAAUGGAUUUCCCAAUCAAAGAGAGGUUGAAAACUGGAGGCGAAAGGCAGUUGAGACGUGCUCUUCCAGCAAUCAGCUUCUAGCUGCAGAGGAACAGCGGAGUACUGCUGCCAAUAUUCUAAGACUUAUACAUGACCCUUUGACCAGCCACAUGGAGAUGGUGACCGAGAUCGUUGUUCCCACUGUGUGCACACUCUCCAUUUUGCUCAGUGCCAUCUUCCUCAUGUUCCUGCUGCGGAGGCGUAACUAGGAAGGCUUUCGUGUUUAUACAUCACAAGCAUCGGCACACACACACAUAUGCACACAUUUAAAAUUUAAGUGCAUCACUUCUUUAUUGGAUAACGUGUGAAUAUAAAUACAUCAUUUAAGCUGAACUGAAAGAACUGGUGAUUUUUAUCGAUUUGAUGUGUGUAAAGCGUUUUGCUCUAAAAUUACUGGUUUUGAGUAGAAGGAAAAAGGAGUCAGAGUUUCUAAUUAAACUGCUACUAUAGGAUACUGGUAUUGCAAAGACGCCAGGUGAUCUACUUUCAUUUGGAUACAGCUAAGUUGUUUGGCAGAAUAUUUCCUGUCUUUCCUUGAGCAGCAAAAUGUGAAAAUAAAGAUGUGACUGGAAAAAACAUAUACACACAAAAAACAUAUACACAAAGGACUGAAAUUUGCUGUUGAGGGGUUAGUAGCAUGUUUUUAUAAAUUCAUGCAAAGUUGACAAGGCUGCAGUACGCCAUAGUGGAGAAGAAAGCAGGAUCCUCACUGUCCCCAUUCACGGUUUCAUUUGGAUAGUCUAAAAACAAAAGAAUAGUUAAAGAAGAACAUUGUUAUCGGUACUUUACUGGGGUAGUCACUUAUAUAUUCAGUAAAUAAAAAUCACCUGUUUCAAAGAUGACAUGAUCAACCAGUGGUCUGUCACUAAGAUGUAAGGAGGUCCUGACCUCACGAGGACCAUGACCACUGGACACCUCAACCCCCCACAGUAUUGGGUGCUCCCUGUAGAGCACAAAGAUGAACACAGAAAAACUCAAUUCUGUGUAAAAAAAAAAAGAAGAAAAAAAAAGCCUAACAUCUACCAAUAUAUCCUUUGACUUUCAAUAAAUGUUUUAUGUGGUU